AUGAAUUUGGUUCGCCGUGUCUUUUCAAGCGGCUCAACGGUGCGGGCACUGCCCAUCAGCGAGUCACCUGUUCUGCUUAACUACACUCUGUCAACUUUUCGCUGGCACUUGGAUUCCCGACCAAGCAGUAAAGCCAUUUUGGUUCACGAUUUGUUUGGCUCAGCUGCUUCAUGGCAGCAAUUACUGAACGAUGACCUCAGCAGGCUGCCUUUGUCACAAUUCACUCCGACGACGCCACUGGAGUUGUACGCUGUGGAGCUGAGAGGGCACAACCAUUCUAGGGGCCUCCCGUGCCCGAAAGAUGGGGAUAAUUACACUUUGGCAUCGGCUGCUGAUGUUGUGUUGCAUCAGAAGCAAGUUCUGCGGACGGAGGCAAAGUUGGUGGGUUUGGGCUUCGGUGCUCUUGUUGCUUGCCAGGCCGCGCUUCACUCUCCCAAAUCCGGCUUUGAUUCCUUAACGCUUAUUGUGAACGAACCCUCGCAAUUGCUCUGUUGCGACCCCUCAAAUUACUCUUUGCCCUCCAUCAUUCGGGGGAUGCCGAGGGGAAUGAGAUCGCUGGGUGAAGUUGAGGAGUACCUUAAGAAAACCGUAAACAAUGCCGUUGAACGAGCGUUGAUCUUUGCCGUUGUAGAACUGCAAGAAGGUGUGCCGGGUUUUCGCUUUAGCGAUGAUCUCUUGCAUUUUCAUGGCCCAUUUAAGGGGGCUGCUGAUAUCGCGGAGGAUAUUACUUUUGAGAGGAGAGUUACAGUUGUUGUUUGUGGCAAUGAGGCGGUCCCACAGGAUGCGAGGGAACGCUUCACCAAGCAUUUUCCUCGUGCAACAUUUGUGCAAUUUCAGGGAGGCUCGAAUCCGGGGAUUACGGGUCUGUACAAGCAGGGCACCAAUUUUAUUUGUACCUUUCUUGAGGCGCUGGAAAUGCUUGGUACUGUCGAUGGGGGAGAGAAGGAGGAAAAGUAG
Molecule: messenger RNA, 957 nt
Organism: Trypanosoma cruzi
Lineage: Eukaryota; Euglenozoa; Kinetoplastea; Trypanosomatida; Trypanosomatidae
Exons: 1
Coding region: 1-957 (318 amino acids)
Source: RefSeq, a predicted model, not a curated record